This is a messenger RNA of Rubroshorea leprosula, 3997 nucleotides long. Lineage: Eukaryota; Viridiplantae; Streptophyta; Magnoliopsida; Malvales; Dipterocarpaceae. The record is from the annotation of a GenBank genome assembly.
GUCGUCCAUUUCUUGGUUUGAAAAUGGGUGAGAGAGAUGGAGGCGUCUAGUUUUGAAAUUAGAGUCACAGGGAACAGAGGGCGUUGUUGAAUGCUGAUGUUGCGUUCACAGGUGACUCUUAUUACUUAGCUCGCAAGUUGAUGUGGACUUUUGGGUCGUGGUUUUAGACCGCUAAAGUUUCUCUCGUUGUCGUAGUUUAUCCAUCUUGGGAUCCGAUUGUUUAGGUGUUCAUUUCCCGUUACUAUUAAUUGCCAGCAAAGUAGGGUUCUUUUGGUAGCUGGACUGAUAUUGGGAUGUGGGUUUGAGCCCCUUUCGUUCUGUGUCUCUCUCUGAGGGGGUAAUAUUUCUUCAACAAUUUUAGGAUUUUGGGUCUUAAUUGUUGGUGUGAGAGGACUUCACCUGAGAUCUCAGCCAAUCUUCUUGCUGCCAGUGACCGGUGCUUCCUGCCCCUUAUUUUCUCUAUUUAAUGGUGGGAGUUGCUGAGCUCAAUUCAAUUGCAGUUGUUGCUUCAUUUUCAAGUUGCGAGUUGAGUUUUGCUGAGGGAGGUCUUUUGGGAUGUGGGCAUUAAUGGUGGUACUGGGGCUUACUCCAAUGACUUUCCUCAAAUGGGUUUUACUGGUUUGCCUUCUUUAUUCAUCAUCGGGUCUCCAAGCCUCUGGCCAAUCCUGCAAUCCAAAUGACUUGUUAGGACUAAAAGAAUUUGCUAGAAAUCUCACAGAUGGGUCCAUCAUCGCAGCUUGGUCUGAUGAAUCUAGUUGCUGCAAAUGGGAUGGCGUUUUCUGUGAGAAUGAGACUGGUGGUUCAAAUUCUAGUAGGGUAACCAUGUUGAUUCUGCACAAAAAAGGUCUCAAAGGGACAAUUUCAAGCUCUUUAGGCCGUUUAAAUCAGCUGAAGUGGCUCAAUCUUUCAUACAAUUGUCUUGAAGGCAGACUGCCAGUAGAGCUCUCAAAUUUAAAGCAGUUGGAGGUUCUUGAUUUGAGCCAUAAUAAGCUAUCAGGACCAGUUUCUGAAUCACUUUCUGGUUUAGUGUCCAUUCAGUCACUGAAUAUUUCAAGCAAUUCAUUCAGUGGUAAUUUUUCUGAGCUUGUGGGGUUUCCAAAUGUUUCUGUGUUCAACAUAAGCAACAAUUCAUUCACUGGUCAAUUCAGUCCAGGGAUCUGCAGUUACUCCAAAGUAAUCCGGAUAGUUGAUUUGUCAAUGAACCAUUUACUGGGCACCCUUGAAGGCCUGGACAAUUGUAGUACAGCUCUCCAAGAGUUGCAUUUGGGUUUCAAUUCACUUUCUGGCUAUCUUCCAGAUUAUUUGUACUCAAUGUCAUCUUUAGAGCGACUGUCAAUCCCUGGAAACCUUUUCUCAGGCCAAUUAAGCAAGAAUUUGGGUAAGCUUUCUAAUCUUAAAUCCUUGUAUAUUUCUGGCAACCAACUUUCUGGUGAAAUUCCUAAUGUCUUUGGGAACCUUACACUUUUAGAGCAGUUAGUUGCGCACUCAAAUUCAUUUUUUGGGCUAUUGCCUUCGUCCCUUGCACUCUGUCCAAAGCUUUCCAUGCUUGAUCUUGGAAACAAUUCUUUACGUGGUCAUAUUAAUCUCAAUUUCACUGGGAUGCCUAGUCUCAGCACACUUGAUCUUGCCACUAAUCAUUUUAUGGGACAACUCCCCAACUCUCUUUCUGAUUGUAAAGAAUUGAAAACUGUGAACCUAGCUAAGAACAAGCUUUCUGGUCCAUUCCCUGAGAGUUUUUGCAAACUCACAUCCCUUUCAUUCCUAUCAUUGUCAAACAAUAGCUUUGUGGACUUAUCUAGUUCACUAUCUGUGCUGCAGCAGUGUAAAAACCUCACCACCCUUAUCCUGACAAAGAACUUCCAUGGUGAGGAAAUUCCUCAAAAUGUGAGUGGUUUUGAGAAUUUAAUGGUUUUAGCAUUUGGAAAUUGUGGUCUGAGAGGCAAAAUCCCAGACUGGUUGUUGAAUUGUAGGAAGAUAGGGAUUCUAGACUUGUCGUGGAAUCAUUUGAAUGGCAGUAUCCCAUCUUGGAUUGGUCAGAUGGACAACUUGUUUUACUUGGACCUCUCAAAUAACUCCCUCACUGGCAAAAUUCCAAAAGGUUUGAUGGAACUGAAGAGCCUCGUUUCCUCAAACAGCAGUUUGCCCACCCUUCCAGAUUCUGUGGGGAUUCCUCUCUAUGUAAAGCGAAACCGGAGUGUUAAUGGUCUUCCAUAUAGCAAGGCUUCAAGUUUCCCACCAUCAGUACUUCUGAGCAAUAACAGAUUAAGUGGGACAAUCUUGUCUGAAAUUGGACAGUUGAAGCAGCUCCAUGUCUUAGAUUUAAGCAGGAAUAACAUUACUGGGUUCAUUCCUGACUCCAUUUCAAAGAUGGCAAACUUGGAAGCUCUAGAUUUAUCAUUCAAUGACCUGUAUGGAUCAAUUCCCCAGUCAUUUGACAAGCUCACAUUCCUGUCAAAGUUUAGUGUGGCUUAUAAUCACUUGCAGGGUGAAAUUCCUACUGGUGGACAGUUUUAUAGCUUCCCGAGCUCGAGCUUUGAAGGCAACCCAGGACUUUGUGGGAAAAUAGUUGCUCCUUGUCAUGUUGUUGAUAACCCAGCUAUUCAAUCUGGUUCAAAGAGUAAAUUUGGUCGAAGCAGCAUCCUUGGUGUGACAAUCAGCAUAGCUGUUGGGAUUCUAUUGCUGCUUGCAAUCGUUCUGCUUAGAAUCUCAAGGAGUGAUGCAGGGGAUCCAGUCAAUGAUUUGGAUGAGGAAUACAGCAGGCCACGACGGUUAUCUGAAGCUCUUUGCUCAUCAAAAUUGGUUCUCUUUCAGAGUUCAAAUUGUAAGGAGCUUACAGCUGCAGACCUGUUGAUGUCUACAAAUAAUUUCAACCAAGCAAACAUAAUUGGCUGUGGUGGGUUUGGACUGGUUUACAAAGCAUACCUUCCAGAUGGUACCAAAGCUGCAGUCAAGAGGCUUUCUGGGGAUUGUGGUCAGAUGGAACGAGAGUUUAGAGCUGAAGUGGAAGCCCUUUCAAGAGCUCAGCACAAAAAUCUUGUUUCUCUUCAAGGUUACUGUAAGUAUGGUAAUGAUAGAUUAUUAAUUUACUCAUAUAUGGAGAAUGGAAGCUUAGACUACUGGCUACAUGAGAGUAUUGAUGGUUCUUCAGUUCUUAAAUGGGAUGCAAGACUCAACAUUGCUCAAGGAGCAGCUCAUGGGUUAGCUUACUUGCACAAAGUUUGUCAGCCAAACAUUGUCCAUCGAGAUGUAAAAUCUAGCAACAUACUUUUGGAUGACAAAUUUGAAGCUCAUUUGGCUGAUUUUGGGCUUUCAAGGCUACUUCAGCCUUAUGACACUCAUGUCACAACGGACUUGGUUGGGACAUUGGGUUAUAUUCCACCAGAGUACAGUCAGACGCUAACGGCAACCUGCAGAGGUGAUGUUUACAGCUUUGGUGUUGUUCUACUUGAGCUUCUUACCGCUAGAAGGCCUGUGGAAGUAUGCAAAGGAAAGAAUUGCAGGGAUUUAGUGUCUUGGGUGUUUCAGAUGAAGUCUGAAAAAAGGGAAGUGGAGAUUAUAGACUCAUCAAUCUGGGACAAGGAUCGUGAGAAGCAGCUCCUACAGAUGCUUGAAAUUGCCUGUAAAUGCUUAGAUCAGGAUCCAAGGCAGAGACCCUUAAUUGAAGACGUUGCUUCGUGGCUUGAUGGUAUUGGAAGUGAGGUUCAGCGAUGAACUUCCAUUACCAUGUUUACUUUUGGAAAUCUCAGGUGGGGGGGAGUAUACAUGUAAAGCAAACACCAUUUGAGUUUCUUUAAAGUUGUAGGGAGUCCCAACUCCUGACCAAGUGAUUCAGUUUCAUUACACAGAAACCAUCAUUUGGUGCUGUACACUAGCAGAUAAGUUUUUGUACACAUGAACUAUCUUGGGCAUUUAUUUUCCUUAAAUAAGCAUAAUUUUCCAUAUGAAUAGUUGAAAUGAAGCCUCAAAAUGCUCUGUAACGAGGAAUCAUUGUUGUUGC